AUGGAUUACAAGCUGGUGGUUAUCUGUCUAUGCGUGGUGAUCGGGAUGUGCGAGGGUGUCGAGCCCGAAUACGCCCCUCCCGGGAUGGGUAUCAAUGAUACAGAUACAGAAUCCCUUAAAGGGUUUAGUGCCUUUUUUGGAAGCCCUACGGACUAUUUUCUUUUUAUGGAUGAAGUGAAGACUGUUUCUAUGUCUUACAGACUUGUCUGUGAUAGAGUAACUGAGAAAGUCCUGCUUAACUUCCGCAGUGAUAACCCUAAUAGGUUCUUCGUCCUCGCUCCGGACCAUGUUCUGAUUUCAUGUGAAAAUGCAACAGAAACUGUUGUUAGCCUUGGGAAUACGUCCACUACUCCAAUGCCACUAUUGUCUUCGAAGACGGACCAACCCACUGAGUUUGUCCAAUCGGAUACGGUCAAGUUACAGCUGUCUGGAGUCCUGCUUGGACGGUCAGAUUUGGUCAUUACCGUUCGUCGGUCAAGUCCGGAAAAUGAAUCCAUCAGCGAAGAUGACAUUGCAGGCCAGUUGUCGUUCACAUUUGUAAUCAAUCGAAAGGUGAAAGUUCUUGAUCGAGUGGUACAGGUCGUCGUGUAUUGUUUCCUCAUCUUCAUCACAUUGGCGUUUGGUUGUAAACUGGACUUAAAAGUGGUCAAGGAAUCCAUCAAGAAACCAAUAGCUGUAUGCAUUGGACUGGGAUGUCAAUACUUAGUCAUGCCGCUACUGGGGUAUGCCAUCGCUAAACUUGUUGCGUCCGAUCAACCCUCCGUGGCACUUGGAAUAUUUCUUGCUGGAUGUUGUCCUGGAGGAGGAGCAAGCAAUAUAUAUUCUCACCUCCUUGAUGGUGACCUGUCAUUGUCAAUCACCAUGACCCUCGUCAGCACCAUGACCGCAAUAGGUUUCCUGCCACUGUGGAUUUACACGUUAGGUCAAGAAUUCCUUCAAGACGACGAGAAAAAGUUGAACGUGCCAUUUUUCAACAUCUUCACAACUCUCCUCCUCCUCAUCAUUCCACUUCUUGUUGGCAUCGGCAUACAGUUUAAACUUCCGAAGGUCAAGAGAUUUAUCCUCAAAGUCGUCACACCUGUAACCAUAGUAGCCAUUAUUAUUCUUCUCUCGGUUGGAAUAUAUUCAAACUUGUUUAUAUUCAAACUCUUCAAUCCUAAAGUGAUUCUCGCGGGCUGUCUUUUACCGUAUUUUGGUUAUGUAAUUGGAGGUAUCAUCGCAUUUGUUCUGAGACAACCUUGGGUAAAAGUCAAGACAAUUGCCAUAGAAACAGGGAUGCAGAAUACAGGUCUAGCCUUCAUCAUUCUGCUGUUUGCGUUCCCCCCACCAGAUGGACAACUAGCGGCAGUCGCUCCAGCUGCUUCUGCAGUGAUGACGCCACUCCCUCUUUUUGUUAUAACCAUUAUAUUUGUUAUAUACAAAAAAUGUAACCCAGAAAAAUAUCAGAAAGUUACACAGAAAGAUGAAGAAACGAACGAGCCAGAACACGAAAUCAACGGCAACAUCACUCCAGAAGCACUUGAGAAAGCAAAAGAGUCGAACGUUUAGUUUCGCCAUAGGAACCUAAUUAUAUAUAUAUAUACAUAGAUAUUUUUAAUGGGGAAUUUAAAUCCAGCAGGGUUAUAUAAUGGAUGAAGGGCACAUUUGUGUUGG
This is a messenger RNA of Ylistrum balloti, 1653 nucleotides long. RefSeq names its product ileal sodium/bile acid cotransporter-like. The record is from RefSeq and is a predicted model, not a curated record. Bases 1 to 1548 code for a protein of 515 amino acids. The transcript is spliced from 3 exons. NCBI's taxonomy places the organism in Eukaryota, Metazoa, Mollusca, Bivalvia, Pectinida, Pectinidae. Gene Ontology annotation, cellular component: membrane.